AUGCAGAUUCCAGCCUUGUGGGAACGCUGCUGGCACCAGCUGGUGUUUAUUUACCAGGGACUGGUGAUCUGGAUCCAUUCGUCUCUGGCCCAGGGCCAGGAAAACAAGUUUGCCAGACCACUGUACCCCCGAGCUGCCGCGGGCAACCUCCUGACCACAGUGGCCCUGGCCCGUCUUGCUGCUAGGACCAGCCGAACUUCCUACGACUAUCUCCUGGCACUCACGGCCUCAGACAUUGUCACCCACGUGGUCAUCGUGUUUGUGGGCGUCCUCCUUCAGGGAGCCGUCCUGGCCCGACAGGUGCCCGUCUGGAUCGCCGUCCUAUCCGGGGUGGACCGCUCCCGUGCCCUGUGUGGGCCCCUCUGCCAUCGGCUCACCUCGUCCCCAGGCCAUACCCACCCGGGCUUGCCGCCGUCCUUAGCGCUGUCCUUGCUGACCGGCAUCCCCUUCUGCUGGUGGCUGGAUGUGUGGAGGGACGCAGAUGCCCCUAGCACCGUAGACAAGCUCCUCAAGUGGGCCCACUGCCUCGUUGUUUAUUGCAUCCUCUGUGGAGUUUUCCUGAUCACCAACUCAGCCAUCGUCCCCCGGCUCCGGAAGAGGGGACGGAGGGUGCUGCGGCCCUGGGUGAGCAAGAGCACAGCCGUCCUCCUGGGUGACACCAGCCUCUUUGCCCUCCUCUGGGCACCCGGCACCAUCGUCAAGCUCUCCCGCCUGUACGUGGACUGGAGGGUCCACCUGGCCUUGGACCUAGCCAGCACGGUAUCCGUGCUCAACACAGCAGUGAACUUCGGCCUCUGUUGUUUGGUCAGCAAGACUUGUUGGGCCACGGUCUGACAGGUCAUUUGUGACGUUCACCCUCCCUGCACCUUGGGGUCACGGCCAGACUGCGGGGUGGUGGAGCCUGAGCUGAAUCCUAUAGGGCUUCCGGAAGGAGAAAGCUUAUAG
Molecule: messenger RNA, 945 nt
Organism: Jaculus jaculus (lesser Egyptian jerboa)
Lineage: Eukaryota; Metazoa; Chordata; Mammalia; Rodentia; Dipodidae
Gene: Gpr142
Product: G protein-coupled receptor 142
Source: RefSeq, a predicted model, not a curated record